GGUAUCACCGACAUAAUUAUGUCGAUGGUUGGUAUACAUGUUUACAAAUUUACAAUUGUUUUGACUUUGACGACAGACAUGAUAAUAUUGUUUAUUGAUUAGAUUCUAUAAUCUAACCUCACAUAUCGCUCGAAAAAUAAUAUUUUUAGUCCUUAUUUCUUAGAUAUUAAUAAUUUCAUAAAUGGAUGCUCAGUUACUGAUCGAAAUUUGUAUAUUGUGUAUAGUUUUGCUGAUUGCUCGAGUUUUAUAUUUAAUUCACAAAAUCACCACUGGCCAUAGUAAAUAUGCGUCUAAAAAAAGAGAAAGGCCAUGUAGAACCAUAAUUUGCAUAGGAUCAGGAGGACAUACAACAGAAAUGAUUACGCUGAUAAAAAACUUGGAUUUCACACAAUAUUCACCAAGAUAUUAUAUUAUGGCCAGGAGCGAUGUUACAAGUGAAGCGAAGGUUGAAGAACUUGAGAGAAAUAAAGCAACGACGGGACAAACAGCUGAUUUUGUAAUAUAUAAGAUACCAAGAAGUAGAGCAGUUCAUCAGUCAUUCCUCACAUCAGUAUUUACCACCAUUUUUUCUAUUCUCUACAGUGUUCCUAUUGUUUUCAAAAUAAAUCCCGAAUUAAUUCUUUGUAAUGGUCCAGGAACUUGCAUUCCAAUUUGUGGAUUAGGAUUUCUACUGAAAGUAUUCUUCAUUACUGAUACAAAAAUUGUUUUCAUUGAAAGUUUUUGUAGAACAAGAAGCUUAUCUUUAAGUGGUAAGAUAUUGCUCUAUUUAGCUGAUAAUUUUCUUGUUCAAUGGCCAAGAUUGAAGGAAAAAUUCAAAAGGACUGAUUAUAUUGGACAACUCAUGUAAUUUCAUGUUUCAAUUUAUAUUGCAGCUUAUACAAAUGGGCUAUGAUCUCGUGUAAAUAUAUUUUGACAGGUUAUUGACGGAUUAUCAUCAAUUUUUUAUCGCUGGAAUGGGCAUUUCCAGAUUUUAUAUGAUUUCUCGAAAUAUAACCAAAGUACAUAUAAAGAUUAUUAAAAGAUACUCUUUGAAGCAACUUGUCUCAUUCAAACAGUACCUUCUGUUCAAUAGUCUUUCAUAAAACAUAGCGACCUUGAAAUAUUUCAGGGAACCAAACUGAAUAUUGAUUUUCCAACUUCUUCAUUGUACCUGAAAUCUGUUAAUUUUCUUUAACUCAGAUGUAGCAGUUUGUUCAAUAAAGAUAUAUUCAUGCCUUCGAA
Leptinotarsa decemlineata (Colorado potato beetle) is the source of this 1221-nucleotide messenger RNA. RefSeq names its product ALG14, UDP-N-acetylglucosaminyltransferase subunit (gene Alg14). Gene Ontology annotation, biological process: dolichol-linked oligosaccharide biosynthetic process. The record is from RefSeq and is a predicted model, not a curated record. Gene Ontology annotation, molecular function: N-acetylglucosaminyldiphosphodolichol N-acetylglucosaminyltransferase activity. Gene Ontology annotation, cellular component: UDP-N-acetylglucosamine transferase complex. Lineage: Eukaryota; Metazoa; Arthropoda; Insecta; Coleoptera; Chrysomelidae.